Protobothrops mucrosquamatus (brown spotted pit viper) is the source of this 1558-nucleotide messenger RNA. RefSeq names its product spermatogenesis associated 18 (gene SPATA18). The transcript has 11 exons. Bases 110 to 1558 code for a protein of 482 amino acids. Lineage: Eukaryota; Metazoa; Chordata; Lepidosauria; Squamata; Viperidae. Gene Ontology annotation, cellular component: mitochondrial outer membrane. Gene Ontology annotation, biological process: mitophagy by internal vacuole formation; mitochondrial protein catabolic process. The record is from RefSeq and is a predicted model, not a curated record.
AAUAAAAAAUAACCGGCGCCCGUUGCUUAGGUUGGGAAAGAAGCCCUUCUCUUCAGCCCCACGAGCCUAGACUCUCUCUUCGCCCUUUCUGUCGCCAUCUCCGGGAGGCAUGGCUGACACCUUGAGGAGGUUGAUCAACAACGAGACCUGCAGGGUUUUGCAGGAGAAGCUGGAAAGUUGGUAUAAAGACUAUUAUAUUAACUCAUGUAAUAAAAAUUUGACACUGUGCUGUGAAAUCAUGGAACUGAACGCCAUGAUUCAGGGACAGCUGUUUUCGAUUCUCAAUCAAGCUUGUCAAGAAGGUGGCCAUUAUGAAGGUAUGGAAAUAAUAAAAUCUCGUCUCCUCCCAUGGUUGGGUACUUGCUUUUCUAGCCCUUCUUCUGGAACCACCCUGGACACAUGUUCUUCUGUAUUACAGGAAUCUCUUGAGAAAGACCGACUGCUGAGGGAAUUAAGCAGCGUUUGGAGCUUCGAAGUCGAGCAGCUGGAAAAAGAAUUGAGCACCACACGGUUGCAGCUGAGUUUGAUGCAACAAGAUCUGACAAAAUCUCAGCUGGCUCUUGAAGACACAAAGACCAAAUCAGCCACUACUCUUUUGGCAGCAGAAGAUGAAAUUGUUCAGCUAAAAACAGACCUAAAAGCUUCUCGGGCAAAAUCAGAUUGCACUUUGGAGAAUCUAGAACAGCUGGAUGAGUACGAGAAUCGGCUUCAAACGUUGAAGGAUGAAAUUGCUAUCCUUCGGGCUGAGAAGUCUCUUCUUCAAAGCAGACUUGCCCGAAGUCGGUCUUCUUCUCCAAGACUUGCCCGAAGUAGAUCUCCUAGUCCACUUUCAGUACGAAAUUUUUCGCCCAGCCGGGGAAGACCUAACCAUGCUUUACGCCACGCUCGUCUUGUGGAACGUUUCAAUGACGCUUAUUCUCAGGAACGCCUAAACGCUCAAACCCUCUUGAGGAGCUACACAGAUGAUCUGGAAACGGUGCAGAGAAUAAUCUAUACAGCUGUUGUGGAGUCCUUCUAUGCAGCAAAGAAGGCCUUCAGACAGUUCAAAAUGCGUGUUAGAAAGACACUGUCCCUCAGUUAUUCAGGGCCUGAACCACUUGAAGAUAUGGUGAUGGACUAUAUAAUUCGUCAGGAAGAUCUCUAUGAUGUUCAGUCCAGCGUCAGUGAAGUCAUCCGUGCACUGAACAUCAGUCCCAAGAUUUCUGUCCCAGGAGUUGAUUUCAUCAUGAUUAGUAGUUUAAUACGAGAGUUGUGCCGGAUAGCUUUUUCCAUGCAGACUCUUGAUCCUCCCCUUGACGUUGCUUUUGGUACAGACGGAGAGCUGUUCAGCGAGUACAAAUACCGUCGCAGCUAUGACUCUGAUUUCACAGCUCCACUGGUGGCUUACCAUGUCUGGCCAGCUCUGAUGGAAGAGGAUUCAGUGGUUGUGAAGGGAGAAGCUGUAACUAAAAGAGGUGCUCUGUUGUCUUCCAGGAGCAGAAACAGGAGCCACAGUCGCAGCCGUAGUGUUAGCCCUCUGCCUCGUGGUACAGGCUACUCUCGGCAUUUGGUAAAGUAA